CUUGACAACAGUCCCAAGCAGACGCCACCGGUUGACUAUUGUUAUAAUUCCCAAACCAAAUCAGAAAAGUCGCCAACACAACACCGUUUUGGUUUUGUUUUUGUUUUGGUCGCCACUCCACUCAGUAGCUAGCGACCAUCUUCACCGUUCAUUGUACCAAAGAGUGGCACGGAAAAUGAGGUUCGUACUCUUAUGGCGAUCCUUUUAAUGCACCCUUUCACUUUCCAAUUUUUCGUUUUUUCCAUCAAAACCAAAACCAAAACCAAAACCAAAACCAAAACCAAAACCAACGCUUACUUCAUAUAAUAACGCUUUAUUCCCCCAAAACCUAGAAAUUCUGCACUCUCUUCUGUGUUUCGCGUCAUGGCAGAGAAACACCUCAUCGUUGUCGUUGAAAGCACCGCUGCUAUGGGUCCUCAUUGGGACACCCUUCUCAUGGAUUACCUCGAUAAGAUCAUCAGGUGCUUUGGUGGAAAUGACUCAACUGGGCAGAAGCCUGGUGCUUCCAAUGUUGAGUUUGCCCUAGUCACCUAUAAUACUCAUGGAUGUUAUUCUGGUUGCCUUGUGCAACGGACUGGCUGGACAAGAGACCCAGAUGUUUUCUUCCUGUGGCUAUCAUCUAUACCCUUUACUGGUGGCGGUUUUAAUGAUGCAGCAAUUGUUGAAGGGCUUGCUGAAGCUCUGAUGAUGUUCCCAAAUUCUCAAAGUGGAGGCCUGAAUCAACAGAAUGUGGAUAUGAGCAAGCACUGUAUCCUUGUUGCAGCAAGUAAUCCAUAUCCUUUACAGACACCAGUUUAUAUUCCACGACUGCAGAACCUAGAGCAGAGUGAAACAAUUGACUCAGACCCAGGGAAUCGUUUAUAUGAUGCUGAAGCUGUUGCUAAAGCAUUUUCUCAGUUUUCUAUUUCUCUCUCUGUCAUCUGUCCAAAACAACUUCCCAAAAUUAAAGAUAUAUACAAUGCGGGAAAACGAAGUAGAGCAGCUGAUCCACCAGUUGAUGUUAAAACCACUCAUUUCCUUGUUUUAAUAUCGGAAAGUUUCAGGGAAGCCCGUAGUGCUUUGAGUCGUUCUGGGAUCACAAGCUUGCCUUCAAAUCAAAGUCCUGUUAAAGUAGAUGCGGUUUCUGUCGCACCAGUUACAGGGGCACCCCCAACUACUAUGCCAUCAGUCAAUGGAUCUAUUGCAAAUCGGCAACCAAUUCCUGCUGGGAAUGUGGCUCCUGCUACUGUAAAAGUGGAGCCAGUUCCCAUUACUUCCAUGGUAUCUGGGCCUACUUUUCCCCAUAAUUCGUCAGUUCCGCGUGCUACUGGUAAUGGUCAAGGAGUUUCAAGUUUGCAGACGUCUUCUCCUUCUUCUGCUUCUCAAGAUAUUAUGACAAGUAAUGAAAAUGCACAGGAUACAAAGCCUAUAGUGUCCAUGUUGCAGCCCUCACGUCCAGUGAAUCCCGCUCAAGCAAAUGUGAACAUUUUGAACACUCUCUCUCAUUCAAGGCAGGUGAUGAACUCUGCUGCUUUAAGUGGUGGAACCUCUAUGGGACUUCAGUCGAUGGGUCAGACUCCUGUUGCCAUGCACAUGUCAAACAUGAUUUCUAGUGGGAUGACAUCUUCUGUACCUGCAGCUCAAAGUGUAUUUUCAUCUGGACAGUCAGGAAUAACAUCAAUAACUAGUUCUGGACCUCUUACUGUUCCUGCGCAGGUUGGACAAAACUCAGGUCUUGGUUCAUUAACUUCAUCCACUUCUAAUUUGUCUGCGAGUUCAAACAUAGGGAUUUCACAACCAUUGGGUAAUCUUCAAGGGGCUGUUAGUAUGGGACAACAGGUACCCGUUAUGAGCCAAGGAAACCUUUCAGGAGCCCAAAUUGUGCAAAAUGGGGUUAACAUGAACCAAAAUGUAAUGAGUGGCCUUGGUCCAUCAGUCGUCUCUUCUGGAACUGGCACAAUGAUUCCUACUCCGGGAAUGUCUCAACAAGUACAAUCAGGCAUGCAACCACUUGUGAACAAUGCAGCAUCUAAUAUGCCUUUGCCACAACAGACAACAGGUGGUUUGCAAGCUCCACAAUCUAAAUAUGUGAAGGUCUGGGAGGGAAGCUUAUCCGGGCAAAGACAAGGACAGCCUGUAUUUAUCACCAAACUCGAAGGUUACAGGAGUUCUUCUGCAUCUGAGACACUUGCCGCAAACUGGCCCCCCGUAAUGCAAAUAGUUCGGCUUAUAUCUCAGGACCACAUGAAUAACAAGCAAUAUGUAGGAAAGGCAGAUUUCCUAGUUUUUCGGGCAAUGAACCCACAUGGAUUUCUUGGUCAGCUGCAGGAAAAGAAGCUGUGUGCAGUAAUUCAAUUACCAUCACAGACGUUGCUACUAUCUGUUUCUGACAAAGCCUGCCGCUUGAUUGGGAUGCUUUUUCCUGGGGAUAUGGUUGUAUUUAAGCCACAAUUAUCCAGUCAGCAGCAGCAACAAAUGCAACAGCAACAGCACCAGCAGAUGCAAUCACAACAGCAGCAUCUUCCGCAAUUGCAACAACAACAGCAACUUUCUCACAUGCAGCAACAACAGCAGCAGCAGCAGCAGCAGCUACAACAACAGCAGCAGCAGCAACUUCCUCAGCUACAACAACAGCAACAGCUUCCUCAGGUCCAACAACAGCAGCUUUCCCAGCUGCAACAGCAGCUGCCGCAAAUGCAGCAACAGCAGCAACUCCCUCAACUUCAACAGCAACAACUCUCACAACUACAGCCCCAGCAACAGCUUCCACAAUUACAGCAACUGCAGCAUCAACAACUUCCUCAGCAGCAACAAAUGGUUGGUGCAGGAAUGGGUCAAGCCUAUGUUCAAGGUCCUGGGCGGUCACAACUGGUUUCUCAGGGACAAGUUUCAUCACAAGGAGCAACAAACAUGGGUGGAGGGGGCUUCAUGAGUUAGCUAAAUUUAUGGAAUUAGUUGAUUUAAUAUAAAGUUUAGGCAGGGAAUUGGUUGGUUGUGGAAUCAGUUUGAUAAUAACAUUCAUGUACUUUUGUUUAUAAUGUCUCUGUCCUAUUAUCAUGCUUAAAGUGUAUUAACAUUUUAAUCAUUUAAAAUUUCACAUACUUUCUUAUAAUUUAGAGGGAAAAAUGAUAUUGGGUCAAAUUGUGAAUAUGCUGAUUUGUAAGUGGUGAGAAAGAUAUUAUAAUAAGAAAGCA
Molecule: messenger RNA, 3173 nt
Organism: Gastrolobium bilobum
Lineage: Eukaryota; Viridiplantae; Streptophyta; Magnoliopsida; Fabales; Fabaceae
Product: mediator of RNA polymerase II transcription subunit 25
Exons: 15
Coding region: 364-2916 (850 amino acids)
Biological process (GO): positive regulation of transcription by RNA polymerase II
Cellular component (GO): mediator complex; transcription regulator complex
Source: RefSeq, a predicted model, not a curated record